AUGAGAGCAAUGCUGGCUUCAACCGCACGCAGCGUGCUGCGACAGAGCUCGAUCAGCGCUCCUGCGCGAAGCUUCUGCGCCGCAUCCGCCCCUGUGCUCAACUCGGGCAAUCGCAAGGCUGGCAAGCAAGAGCAAGAGCCAGUUGCACGAACGGGUCUCAAGGACUUGCAUCCGCUCCCCAAGGAAAUGAAGGAGCAGCUCGAAGAAGCUGAUACACCCAAAGACCCAUACACGGCUUCCGGCAACUCGAACGACCCAGCUGUCCACUCGAGUCGACCCGCCUCCCAGCCUGCUGAGCCCGAAGUCAGCAUCAAGAAGGCUGCGCCAGGACUGGCAAAGAACGCAUCAUCCAGCAAAAAUCCUUCGUCCUCUCGCAGCUUCAGCUCAAUGUCGGUCGCCUUCAGCUCGCGUGCUCGAGGCUUCUCCAAGCAGCAGCAGCAGCCCGCGGCACGAACAAGCCUCAAGGAUUUGCACCCGCUGCCCGAGUCUAUGCGCGAGCAGUUGGAGAACGCAGACGAACCACAGGAGCCAUACACGGCUUCGGGCAACUCGAAUGAUCCAGCCGUGCACUCGAGUCGACCCGCUGAGCAGCCAGCGCAUCCCGAAGUGAGCCCCAGUGUAGCCGCCCCUGGACUCUUGAACGGAUCGUCGGGCAAUGGCACCUCGUCUGCUUCGACAUCGACACCAUCCAACAGCAGCAUUUCUGAGGAGUGGGGCACUAGCUUCGCCGGACUCGGGGAGCGCUCCUUCAGCAAAGACGCGAUCGACGUGCUGAUGGCUCCGGUCAACGAAACCGACGUCGAGAUCAAGCCCGACGGUCUCAUCUACCUUCCCGAGAUCAAGUACCGUCGCAUCCUCAACAAGGCUUUUGGACCCGGCGGAUGGGGCAUGGCGCCUCGUAGCGAGACCAACGUCGGACAAGGUAUCGUCAGCCGCGAGUGGGUGCUCAUCUGCCAAGGUCGCUUUGUGGCCACAGCGAGAGGCGAGCAGGAAUUCUUCAAGCCUUCUGGUGUGCCAACAGCGUCGGAGGGCGCCAAGUCGAAUGCGCUGAUGCGUUGCUGCAAGGACUUGGGCAUCUCUUCCGAGCUGUGGGACCCUCGCUUCAUCCGACAAUUUCGCAAGAAGCACUGUGUCGAGGUGUGGGCACAGGACACGGCUGGCAAGAAGAAGAAGCUCUGGCGUCGAAAGGAUGACCCUGCGUUCGAGUACCCUUGGAAGGAGACUGGCAUGGCUUGA
This is a messenger RNA of Kalmanozyma brasiliensis GHG001, 1236 nucleotides long. RefSeq lists its product as uncharacterized. Bases 1 to 1236 code for a protein of 411 amino acids. Gene Ontology annotation, biological process: interstrand cross-link repair; recombinational repair. The transcript has a single exon. Gene Ontology annotation, cellular component: mitochondrial chromosome; mitochondrial nucleoid. Lineage: Eukaryota; Fungi; Basidiomycota; Ustilaginomycetes; Ustilaginales. The record is from RefSeq and is a predicted model, not a curated record. Gene Ontology annotation, molecular function: single-stranded DNA binding.